Molecule: messenger RNA, 240 nt
Organism: Caenorhabditis remanei
Lineage: Eukaryota; Metazoa; Nematoda; Chromadorea; Rhabditida; Rhabditidae
Exons: 2
Coding region: 1-240 (79 amino acids)
Source: RefSeq, a predicted model, not a curated record
AUGUUUCAACAAGAUCCUCUUAUUGCUCCUCCACCAUCAAUGCUGCCGGAAAAUGGUGUUACGGCACCAAAUGCUGGAGUGAAAAUCGCCAAGAAGAAACUGUCGGAUAGUGAAGACACUUUCGAGAUGUACGUCGAUCAUAGUCAACCAAAGAAGAUCAGAAUAUUCUCGCCGGAGGAGGUUAAAAAGCAGGAAGUUCUCGUGAACGAAUGGAAACGCAAGAUUCAGGAUUGUCUUUGA